Messenger RNA from Haplochromis burtoni (Burton's mouthbrooder), 1076 nucleotides. RefSeq names its product GTPase IMAP family member 4-like. The record is from RefSeq and is a predicted model, not a curated record. Lineage: Eukaryota; Metazoa; Chordata; Actinopteri; Cichliformes; Cichlidae. Bases 13 to 816 code for a protein of 267 amino acids. The transcript has a single exon. Gene Ontology annotation, molecular function: GTP binding.
GGCAGGACAAAGAUGAUGAGUCAGGAUUGUGAUAGUGGGAAAGACUGGAACUGGAAAGAGUGCUACUGGAAACACUAUUCUGGGUCUGAGUGCUUUGAAUCCAAGUUCAGUGCCAAAUCUAUGACUGUAGAGUGUUCAAAAGGCAAAGUUAAAGUGGAUGGGCAGCAAGUUGCUGUCAUUGACACCCCGGGGCUGUUUGAUACCAGGUUUGAUAAGGAGAGAACAACUAAAGAUGUAUGCCAGUGCAUCUCCUAUGCUUCUCCAGGACCCCAUAUCUUCUUGGUGGUCAUCAGACUGGGCAGAUUCACUGAAGAGGAAAAACAGACGGUGCAAAAGAUUCAAAAAAUCUUUGGCCACGCAGCAGACAAAUACAGCAUGGUUCUCUUUACCCAUGGAGACCAACUUGAAGGCACCACUAUUGAAGAGUUCUUAGAAGGAAGCUCAGACCUGCAGGAACUCGUGGCCAGAUGUAACGGUCAGUACCACGUCUUCAAUAAUAAACUGAAGGAGCGCUCUCAGGUCACUGAGCUGAUCCAGAAGAUCAGAGAGAUAGUCCAGAAGAACGGAGGAAGCCACUACACCAACGAGAUGUUCCAAGAGGCUGAGAGGGCGAUUGAAGAGGAGAAACAACGCAUCCUGAGAGAGAAAGAAGAAGAAAUACGAAAGAAAAGGAGAAGGUUGAGAGAGAAAUACGGGAAAGAUAUGAGAAAGAGAUGCAGAAAUACAACGAACAACUCCAGGCUGAGAGAGAGGAGGAGAGGAAGGAGAGAGAGGAGGAGAGGAAGAGGGAGAGGGAGGAGAAAGAAUGGGAGAUGAAGAAGUUAAAGGAGAAGUGUGAGAGAGAACUGGAGGAAGAAAGACGCAAGAUUCAGUCCUGGUGUGAAAACAAGGCCAGAGAUGAAGCUGAGAAGUUUAAUCCAUUAUAUCAUCUGAUACGAAUCGGUGAAGUAGUCGCCGAUGCUGGCAGGAGGAUUUUUAAAGAAAUCCAACAACUAGAAAGGGCAAUUUUUAGCCUGUUCAAAUAAAAACAUGAACAUCACUGAAGUGUUGGUAGUAGAGUAAUAUAGUAGUAUAGU